This is a messenger RNA of Boleophthalmus pectinirostris (great blue-spotted mudskipper), 905 nucleotides long. It is a transcript of the gene crebl2, whose product is annotated as cAMP responsive element binding protein-like 2. The record is from RefSeq and is a predicted model, not a curated record. Gene Ontology annotation, molecular function: DNA-binding transcription factor activity. Gene Ontology annotation, biological process: regulation of DNA-templated transcription. Gene Ontology annotation, cellular component: nucleus. NCBI's taxonomy places the organism in Eukaryota, Metazoa, Chordata, Actinopteri, Gobiiformes, Gobiidae. The coding region runs from base 203 to 583 and encodes 126 amino acids. The transcript has 3 exons.
CAGCAAAGGGCAAAGCUAAAGGCAGCCAAAGAAGCGGAUGGACGCGACCAUUGCGAUCAAAACAACAUUUCGGAUUUGAUCAGCAGCGAUCAUCUUGUAUAUUUUAAUUUUUAAAGCACAGAACUUUUUUUUCCCUAAAGCGUUUUGCUCUUUCUUCGCUCAGCUAGUCUACCUGUCAAGCUUACACCUUAACCCCAUCAACAUGGACGAGAACAAGAUUAUGGCUGGUAAAGUGAAGAAACCAGGGAAACGUGGGCGAAAACCUGCCAAGAUUGACUUAAAAGCCAAACUGGAGCGCAGUCGCCAGAGUGCGCGUGAAUGCAGAGCAAGAAAGAAGCUGCGUUACCAGUAUUUGGAGGAGCUAGUCUCCAGCAAAGAGAGAGCUAUUUGUGCUUUACGGGAGGAGCUGGAGAUGUACAAGCAGUGGUGCUCAGCCAUGGACCAAGGAAAGAUUCCCUCUGAGAUAAAGGCCUUGCUUACAGGAGAUGAGCAGAAAAUCCCUCAUAAUGGAAGCAACACAAAAGCAUCCAAAAACAGCAAAACAACGGCAGCAAUUGACAAGCCUGAACGCAGAAAUGAGUGACUAACAAGGCACACAACGUUAAAAAUGAUGUUACAUUUACACUUUUGGAAGAACUCCAUGGGGCUAUUACGUGAAGCUAAAGCCAAAACCUGGCAUAUUUGGGCAAUCCACAGACCUGUUUAUACAGUCUAUGGUCAGACCCAGGCUUAUUUCUAAAAUGGAGUGACUUGAGGCUUAAACUGGGCAUGGAGCUUGCUAACUUUCAGCUCAGGAUUUUAAGAUAAGCCUGGACUUGUUAAGGAACUUUGAUGGAAUAGCCCCCAUAACAAGAACAUGUUAUUUAUAUUCAUGUCACUGAUCUCUGAUGAGAUUAAACAUACAU